Messenger RNA from Solenopsis invicta (red fire ant), 1198 nucleotides. RefSeq names its product proteasome subunit alpha type-4-like (gene Prosalpha3). Gene Ontology annotation, cellular component: cytosol; nucleus; proteasome core complex. The record is from RefSeq and is a predicted model, not a curated record. The transcript is spliced from 4 exons. Gene Ontology annotation, biological process: ubiquitin-dependent protein catabolic process. The coding region runs from base 216 to 989 and encodes 257 amino acids. Lineage: Eukaryota; Metazoa; Arthropoda; Insecta; Hymenoptera; Formicidae.
AACCUGCCAAUCAUUCUUCGAGCCGAAGCAACCGAAGCAAGCCGAGGUGUCAUACUGUCGAACUCACGAGCGGUAUUUUCUCAAUAGGACUAAAAGAUACUUUAAUAACGUGAAACUCGUUGCAAAAUGGUUAUGUGGGAAAUGCACUGUCAUCAAGACUAACAUUUAUCAUAACUUUAAAGAAUGAACAGAUCCUUAUUGCAAUUAUUACUAAUAUGGCACGUAGAUAUGAUACACGUACGACAAUUUUCUCACCAGAAGGGAGACUCUACCAAGUCGAAUAUGCUAUGGAGGCCAUAAGCCAUGCUGGUACUUGCCUAGGUAUAUUAGCGAAUGAUGGUAUUCUACUAGCAGCUGAAAAACGUAACACCAACAAGCUGUUGGAUGAAGUAUUUUUUUCUGAAAAGAUCUACAAGUUGAACGACGACAUAGUAUGUUCUGUGGCUGGCAUAACUUCAGAUGCAAAUGUUCUGACAAACGAGUUACGCCUCAUCGCACAGAGAUACCUCCUUCAGUACGGCGAGGCCAUACCCUGCGAACAGCUUGUUUCAUGGCUGUGCGAUGUUAAACAGGCGUAUACUCAGUACGGUGGAAAGAGACCUUUUGGUGUGUCUAUCUUGUACAUGGGAUGGGACAAGUACUAUGGCUAUCAGUUGUAUCAGUCGGAUCCCAGCGGAAAUUAUGGAGGCUGGAAGGCGACGUGUAUCGGAAAUAAUUCGGCAGCAGCAGUGUCGUCCUUGAAGCAAGAGUACAAAGAGGGCGAGACCACCCUGAAAGAUGCAAUGGCGCUCGCUAUCAAAGUGCUCUCUAAAACAUUAGACAUGAAUAAACUUUCUGCUGAAAAGGUGGAAAUGGCAAUACUAACGCGCGAAAAUGGUCAAACAAAAACAAAAAUUCUGCCAGCGAAUGAAGUAGAUGCCUUAAUUGCGGAACAUGACCGAUUAGAAGCACUGGCAGAGCAAGCGAAGAAAGAAAAACAGAAGUCAUAGAUUUUUAUAUAUUAGAUAAGACAGAAAAUAUAAUCUACUGUGGUGGCAAAAUUUACUGUAUCAGGAAGAAAUUAAUUUACACACAAUUCAAUUGUGUUUAUAUUACUUAUUAUAAGUUAUUUCCUUGCCUCGAAUGAAUCCUUGCGACUGAUAGCAUUGUCAUCUUCAUUACAACAGUUAUAAUAGGAUUAAAAGUUUUUCCACAAAUA